Molecule: messenger RNA, 1566 nt
Organism: Aspergillus costaricaensis CBS 115574
Lineage: Eukaryota; Fungi; Ascomycota; Eurotiomycetes; Eurotiales; Aspergillaceae
Product: cytochrome P450
Exons: 7
Coding region: 1-1566 (521 amino acids)
Molecular function (GO): monooxygenase activity; oxidoreductase activity, acting on paired donors, with incorporation or reduction of molecular oxygen; iron ion binding
Source: RefSeq, a predicted model, not a curated record
AUGGCUCUUAUUGCUGUCGCGAUUCUCGCUGUCACUACAGUGUUCUUGGUCCUGCGAGUCGGAAGGGCACGGAAACUGCCCCAAGGGCUCCGGGAGGUGCCUGUUGUUGGGAAUGUCACUGCCAUGGGGGCAUAUCCCCAACAACAACUCCGCAAAUGGGCCGUCGAGUACGGCGAACUGUUCCAGGUGCGCUUCGGGCGCCAGGUUUGGAUCUAUGCAAAUAGUCCAUCGGCGGUGAAAGAGAUUUUCGACAAGCAGUCCCAGCACACUUCCUCACGCGCACCGAGCCCCGUGGUAUCUGAUUUGCUCUCCGGCGGAAUGAGAUUCCUCCUUAUGCCCUACUCGGCAGAGUGGCGGCGGCUUCGUGCUAUCGUGCACAAACUUCUGACCCCGAAAGCAUCCAACGAAUUCAUUCCGUCGCAGGAGUUCGAGGCCAAGCAGCUGCUGUGGGAUAUUCUGACGGACAACGGCAAUCAGAAAAAUUUCUACAUGCAUAUUCGACGGUAUACGACCUCGGUGGUGAUGACAUCGACCUACAGACGCCGCGUCCCAGUAUGGGAAUGCGAAGACAUCCGCGAGAUUUACGGGUUAAUGCAGGAGUUCAGCGAAUUUGCCACGCCCGGAAAAUACUUAGCCGAGACCUUCCAAGUGCUGGCAUACCUCCCCCAGUGGAUGCAGUGGUGGAGAAAGGCCGCCCUCCGGUCCUUCAACCGACAGGCGAUGGAGAAGAACCAAGCCCCGGAUUGUUUUGUGAAGCAGUUCAUCAACACUGACUAUGAAAAAGUGGGUAUCAGCGAGCUGCAAGCCAGCUUUGUUGCCGGAACAAUGAUUGAGGCAGGUUCCGAGACGACCUCCUCCGCGCUCAACUCCUGUGUCAAGUACUUGGCGGCUUACCCGGAAGCCCAGGCGAAAGCCUUCGCGGAACUCCGCCGUGUGGUGGGUGAGGACCGCCUCCCUAGCUUUCGCGAUGAGGCGGAGCUGCCCUACAUCCGUGCUUGUGUGAAGGAAAUUCUGCGAAUCCGCCCGGUCACCACCCUGGGCUCUCCCCACUACACCUCGGCGGACGUUGUGUAUAAAGAUUGGUUUAUCCCCGCCAACACCACCGUUGCUAUCAAUCAAUACGCGCUACACUUCGAUCCGGCGCGCUACGAGAACCCAGACGACUUUGUGCCGGACCGGUAUCUCCAGCACCCCCUCAAGGCGGGGGCAUACACCGCUCACGCCGACCCGUACGCCCGCGAUCAUUUCGACUUUGGCGCAGGCCGCCGCAUUUGCCCCGGCAUGCACUUGGCUGAGAACAGCCUGUUCAUCACCAUAGCGUGCCUGGUAUGGGCCUUUGAGAUCCUCCCCCCGCUUACCGACGACGGGAGGAUCGGAUCUGUUGAUGUGUCUGACGCCGCGUACGAGGAGGGGAUGAACACUCUUCCCAAGCCCAGUGAGUUGCGAUUCGUCCCGAGGAGUGACAAGGUGGUGGGGUUGAUCCGCAGGGUCUGGCAGCAUGCUGAGGAGGAGGGCUAUAUGCUGAGUUCGGUCAAGGUGAAUGCGCAGGGGAUGGUGGUAGAUUGA